Messenger RNA from Chironomus riparius, 1070 nucleotides. The record is from the annotation of a GenBank genome assembly. NCBI's taxonomy places the organism in Eukaryota, Metazoa, Arthropoda, Insecta, Diptera, Chironomidae.
GUAAGAAGCUAUUUGUUCUUUGGAUAGACAUGAAGCUCGUUUUGGUCAUUUUUGCACUUGUUGUUUGUGGAGUCUACUCCAAUCCAAUCCAACAAUCUACCGAUUUCAUCGAACCUGAGCGAUGGACAGUAACUAAAGAUGGAGAAGGUCGAAUGAGAUUGAUUGAUCUGAAUCCAAUUGUAGCUGAACCAGAACCAUUUUUUGAUCCAAUCGCUGAUAUGUUCUUCCUUCUUUUUACAAGAUCUAAUCCAACAGUUGGACAGAGAAUUACAUUUGAUGUUCAAAGCAUUGAAAACUCAAAUUUCAUUAGAGGCGGUGGUGCUAGAUUCUUAAUCCAUGGAUGGGGUUCAUCAUCAAAUUCUGGAGAAAAUUCAUUCACUAGAAAUGAAUUUUUGGCUCGGUCUGAUCUGAAUGUUAUUGUUGUUGACUGGAGUGUCGGAGCUGGAGCAAACAAUUACAUCACAGCAAGAAAUCGUGUUGGACCAGCUGGUCAAGUCGUUGGACAAUUCAUUGACUUUUUAAACGAAAAUGGCUUUGUUCAACACAAUCAAGUUCAUAUCGUUGGUCAUUCUCUUGGAUCUCAUGUUGCUGGUCAUGCUGGAAAGAACACGUUCCGUGGACAACUUAAUGCAAUCUUUGGAACUGAUCCAGCUGGUCCAUUGUUCAAUGUUAACAAUCCAGAUCGUCUUGACACCAGCGAUGCUUUCUACACAGAAGCAAUCCACACAAAUGCUGGAACUUUAGGAUUUGAUGCACCAAUUACUCAUGCAUCAUUCUAUCCAAAUUGGGGAUCAUCACAGCCAGGUUGUGGUGUUGAUAUCGGUGGAGGAUGUGCCCAUGGAAGAGCAACAAGACUUUAUUCUGAAUCUGUCAACAGCGAUCAAUUCAGGUCUAGACAAUGUAAUGGAUACGAAGAUAUUGUUGCUAGAAAUUGUCCUGAAACUGGUGUGAUUGGAAUUUUGGGUGGUGACAGUGCAAAAGCUAUUCGUGGUGUCUUCUUUUUGGAAACAAAUGCUGAGGCUCCAUUUGCAAUGGGUUGAAUAAUGAGAAAUAUUUGAUAUUUUGCUAAU